Messenger RNA from Brienomyrus brachyistius, 6326 nucleotides. It is a transcript of the gene map4k6, whose product is annotated as mitogen-activated protein kinase kinase kinase kinase 6. The transcript has 32 exons. Gene Ontology annotation, molecular function: MAP kinase kinase kinase kinase activity; ATP binding. Gene Ontology annotation, biological process: protein phosphorylation. NCBI's taxonomy places the organism in Eukaryota, Metazoa, Chordata, Actinopteri, Osteoglossiformes, Mormyridae. Bases 501 to 3092 code for a protein of 863 amino acids. The record is from RefSeq and is a predicted model, not a curated record.
UAAAUGGUAGGCAAUUUCUCUGACCAUUAUGAGGAAAAUCUGAAUCAUUAUCGGCCUUGUUUAUUGCUCAUUUUAUGUUUAUAUCCAGAUAAUGACGCCGUCAGUACCGCGAUCUGCCAAAUGCAUGACAGCUACGCGAACAGAUUUCCUGCGUCUGAUGAGCGCAUGAUUGUAUAUGCAGACUGCUGUCACCUCGCCGUCCUUCCGCGACGACACUCGCCGUGUCGCGUUAUUUGCUGCGCUAGCUGUCACAACAGCUCCUGCUCGCCGCUGAACGUCCAAUCUUUUUUUGGUGCAUGGUUUUUGACAAAAUAAUAACGAAAGCGAUACCAGUGCUGGCGUACAAAAGUAAUUAAUAAAUAAAUAAAUGAAACCGUUUCCUCUGCGGCUGCCAUCUUCGAGGGCACUUUGGCUGGGCUGCUGGGGAAGUGCCCGUAUUUGGUAGAUGAGGAUCGCAGGGUGCCGUGAGCAGUCGGAUGUGAGACGGGGAGCGGGCUGCCAUGGAGGCGAUCGGCGUCUCCUUCAGCAACCCCCUGGAUGACUACGAGCUGGUGCAGCGCAUCGGUAGCGGCACCUACGGCGACGUUUUUAAGGCACGAAACAUCAAGACAUCAGUGAUCGCAGCUGUCAAAAUUGUCAAGCUAGACCCAGGCGACGACAUCUCGUCCAUCCAGCAGGAGAUCACUAUGAUCAAGGAGUGUGCACACAAGAACAUUGUGGCGUACCACGGCAGCUACCUCAGGAAUAACAAGCUGUGGAUUUGCAUGGAGUACUGCGGGGGGGGAUCGCUGCAAGACAUCUACCACAUUACAGGCCCGCUGAAGGAGAGGCAGAUAGCCUUCGUCUGCCGGGAAACUCUCCAGGGCCUCAACCACCUGCACAAAGCAGGCAAGAUGCACAGAGACAUUAAGGGAGCCAACAUCCUUCUGACUGAGCGGGGAGAUGUCAAACUGGGUCAGUUCAAACCUGCACGGAUUUCGGGGGUGGCGGCUGAGAUCAAUGCCUCGGUGGCUAAGAGGAAGUCUUUUAUCGGGACGCCUUACUGGAUGGCGCCAGAAGUGGCCGCCGUAGAGAAGAAAGGCGGAUACAACCAGCUGUGUGACAUCUGGGCGGUGGGCAUCACCGGCAUCGAGCUGGCGGAGCUGCAGCCGCCCAUGUUUGACCUGCACCCCAUGAGGGCCCUGAUGCUGAUGUCCAAGAGCAGCUUCCAGCCCCCCAAGCUUAAAGACAAGUCCAAGUGGUCAACUGAUUUCCACAGUUUCAUCAAAGCGUCUCUAACCAAGAACCCCCGUAAGAGGCCCACGGCCGAGAAACUGCUGCAGCACGCUUUCAUGACGCAGCUGUUGACACGCACGCUGGUCAUUGAGCUACUGGACAUGGCCAGCAACCCCGACAUCCACCCCUCUCACGGUCUGGACGAGAGCGACCUGGAGACGUGUGAUGCCUUCCCCGAUAAGAUCCCAUCCCUGGGCAGACAGCCCUCCAUACAGCGCACCGUGUCUGAGGAGCAGUUUGAACAGGUGAAGUUCACCCCCCCCAUGAGGAAGGAGACUGAGCCCUGUCCUGACCUGGGCUCCUACGAUGACUGGAGCAUCUCACCAGAUGAGAAGAACUCUCCGAGUCUGCUGGAAUGUGUAGAGGAGGCUUUGCUGGAGAGGAGUCUAACGAUAAAGCGAUCGCCCUCUACUGAGAGUCCCGAGGAGGCCGACAAAUGCGGGACGGUUCGGAGGUGUCCCGCUCUCAGCCCCUCCACAGAGUCCAAACCCUCCCCCUUGUCCACCCUUAAGUCUUCGUGUCCUGGCCUGGAGGACAUGGACGUGGAUGGAUUCUGGAGUAACUCCGCCCUCUGCCUGGACUCCGCCCUCUCCGACUCCAUCACCGACAGCUUGCCAGGGGGCGCCAAAUGCGAGGAGAUGGUACUAGACGGGAGCCUUUCCCCCUCCCGGCAGACUCUCUCUGCAGAGUGGAGCACGCUGCGAAGAAAGCCCGAGGAGUCUCGAGCUGUCUGCCACGGACUGCCGCCGACUCCCAAAGUGCACAUGGGAGCGUGUUUCUCUAAGGUGUUUAACGGCUGUCCUCUGAAGAUCCACUGCGCCGCUACCUGGGUGCUGCCCAAGACGCGCGAUCAGUAUCUCAUCCUGGGAGCGGAGGAGGGCAUCUACACCCUGAACCUGAACGAGCUCCACGAGGACACCUUGGAGAAGUUACUCCCGCAGAGGUGUACUUGGUUGUAUGUGAUGAACAGCGUCCUCAUGUCCGUCUCAGGGAAGUCCUCCCAGCUGUACUCCCACAGCCUGACCGUGCUGUUCGAGAACCGAACCAAUCAGCAGAAGCGGCAGGGUCACCUGUCCAUCAGCACCAACCGCCUGUCGCAGAGGAUUCACGCCAGGAAGUUUGCCGUCUCCGUGAAGAUCCCGGACACCAAAGGCUGCCGGAGGUGCAGUGUGGUGCGUAACCCCUACACGGAGAGCACCUUCCUGUGCGGCGCGCUGCCCUCCGGCCUGGUCCUGCUGCUGUGGUAUGAACCUCUGCAGAAGUUCAUGCAGCUGAAGCACCUUGCAGUGUCUCUCCCAGAGUCCCUCCCCAUCUUCGAGCUCCUGGUCGUGGAGACAGAUGAGCUCCCCUGGCUGUGUGUGGGCCUGAAGGAACAUUCCGGAAGCGGCGACGAGCCGCUGCAGUUUGACAUCGUGCACCUGAACAGAGACCCUGGCGUCCAGCUGGACAGCGCCCCCCUGAUGGUGGCCCAGGUGACGCAGCUGGACAGAGACUCGGUCCUCAUCGCGCUGGAAAAGACGGUGCGCAUCGUUAACCUGCAGGGGAAUCCGAGCACGGGGUUCACCUCGGAGCUGACCUUCCCGUUCUCCAUCGACACCCUGGUGUGUCUGCAGGACAGCGUGCUGGCUUUCUGGAAGCACGGCCUCCAGGGAAGAAGCCUGCAGAGCAACGAGAUAACCCAGGAGAUCACGGACGAGAGCCACGCUUUCCGAGUCCUGGGAACAAACAGGGACAUCAUCCUGCAGAGUACCCCCACAGAGAACCCCUCUGCCAUGAGCAACUUGUACAUCUUGACUGGCCACGAGAGCAGCUGCUAGGGGGGGGCCCUCCUGAGGGAACACACUACUGGACAGCUCCAGCCUUCCAUCCUCCUAAAGUGAGGACUCAACCUGGGGAAAUGAGCACACAGCCGGAGAGGAGAUCCGCCUGUUUCGAAGCCUCCGGCUUGCGAGGACGGCCAUUAGCGCUUAGCGGUGCUUUCGAAGGAGGGCUGGUUUACGGUCCAGGAUCUCAAAUCUCCUCUGAAGGUUUAGCUGGUCGGGUUUGACCCCCCCCCCCCCCCCCAAGUAGGAGGAGGAGGAGCCCAUGACGUUACGCUGCGACAUGAGCAGGAAAUGAGGAGAUAAGCUGGAGAGGGCCGCCAGUGCAGGGCUGUGGGGGGGGGGGGGGAGGGCAGCAGCAAGGGAGCACAGCCGAUGCGAGGGGGGGGGCAGCUGUUAACCUUGGGUGCUACUCCAAACAGAACGUAUUUUAAAGCACAUUUUUUAAAUAAACAUCGUUUUCUGAUAAAAGCGAAACAAAUAAAUACUUCAGAAUGAACUGGUUCAGGUAUUUCUGGUUGGUUUUAAGAUUUUAGAUAUGCAGUAUAAGCAGUUCUAAUAGGCCAGUUCUUAUCUGGGAUUUAGGUAAGAAUGAAAUCAUUCCUUUUUAUAUAAACAAGGCUUUAAAAACAAGUAUGGUUGCCAAACUAAGGUCAGUAUCAUUACUGAGCUAUAAGGGGAUUCAAAAAUCCCAAACUUUUGCUGCAAUUAGCCAGCAGUUUAUCAAAUGCAGUUCACUGUAGGGUUUCUAUUUUAAUUCUAGUCUUUGUCAGAGUAAGACAGUGGAUUGAAUAUGAAGUAUUAUCUUUAGGACAGAUCAUUGUUCAUUUGCACAUUUAAUUCUACUUUUGUAGAGCCUGUUUUGACUGCCGUUACAUAAUGUGAAAUCAUUUGGUGUAAAAAAAUAUCUGAGAGAAAAAAAUUAUUUGCAAUGGCUGUGGGUCUUUGUACUUAAGCAAUUGAUUUGCUGAUAUUUACCAUGAAGAAAACUUUUGUAAUUAAAUAUGUAUAAAGAAGAAAGUGCAAUGCUGCCCAGGACGGCUGAUGUUUAUGGAGGGUAUAGAGCCGAUGUGACUCUGGGUGGCUGGCUGGUCUCGGGGCUCUGCUCUGGGUUUCAGGAAAGGGUCCGGAUCUUCUGUACAGUUUGCAAUGUCGAUGCGUUGGGUGUGAACAUUCCACUUUCCUUGAGAAGGAGCAGUCCUUAUUUAAGCAUUUACCUCUGUGGCUGGUAGAUUUCUACCUGUUGGAAAGCGGACCGGGGGUGUCUUGGACAUUAUACACGUCAGACAGACUGCUCAGUAUCAUGUCAGACAGACUGCUCAGUAUCAUGUCAGACAGACGGCUCAGUAUCAUGUCAGACAGACGGCUCAGUAUCAUGUCAGACAGACGGCUCAGUAUCAUGUCAGACAGACUGCUUAGUAUCAUGUCAGACAGACUGCUCAGUAUGGCUUCAGACAGACUGCUUAGUAUCACCUCAGACAGACCGCUCAGUAUCGUGUCAGACAGACUGCUCAGUAUCGUGUCACACAGACGGCUCAGUAUGGCUUCAGACAGACUGCUCAGUAUCGUGUCAGACAGACUGCUCAGUAUGGCUUCAUACAGACUGCUUAGUAUCACAUCAGACAGACUGCUCAGUAUGGCUUCAGACAGACUGCUCAGUAUCGUGUCAGACAGACUGCUCAGUAUGGCUUCAUACAGACUGCUUAGUAUCACAUCAGACAGACUGCUCAGUAUGGCUUCAGACAGACUACUCAGUAUGGCUUCAGACAGACUGCUUAGUAUCACAUCAGACAGACUGCUCAGUAUGGCUUCAGACAGACUACUCAGUAUCGUGUCAGACAGACUGCUUAGUAUCACGUCAGACAGACUGCUCAGUAUCGUGUCAGACAGACUGCUCAGUAUGGCUUCAGACAGACUGCUUAGUAUCACCUCAGACAGACUGCUCAGUAUGGCUUCAGACAGACUGCUCAGUAUCGUGUCACACAGACGGCUCAGUAUGGCUUCAGACAGACUGCUCAGUAUCGUGUCAGACAGACUGCUCAGUAUGGCUUCAUACAGACUGCUUAGUAUCACAUCAGACAGACUGCUCAGUAUGGCUUCAGACAGACUGCUCAGUAUCGUGUCAGACAGACUGCUCAGUAUGGCUUCAUACAGACUGCUUAGUAUCACAUCAGACAGACUGCUCAGUAUGGCUUCAGACAGACUACUCAGUAUGGCUUCAGACAGACUGCUUAGUAUCACAUCAGACAGACUGCUCAGUAUGGCUUCAGACAGACUACUCAGUAUCGUGUCAGACAGACUGCUUAGUAUCACGUCAGACAGACUGCUCAGUAUGGUUUCAGACAGACUGCUCAGUAUCGUGUCAGACAGACUGCUCAGUAUGGCUUCAGACAGACUGCUUAGUAUCACCUCAGACAGACUGCUCAGUAUGGCUUCAGACAGACUACUCAGUAUCGUGUCAGCCAGACUGCUUAGUAUCACCUCAGACAGACUGCUCAGUAUGGCUUCAGACAGACUACUCAGUAUCGUGUCAGACAGACUGCUUAGUAUCACCUCAGACAGACUGCUCAGUAUCGUGUCAGACAGACUGCUUAGUAUCACAUCAGACAGACUGCUCAGUAUGGCUUCAGACAGACUACUCAGUAUCGUGUCAGACAGACUGCUUAGUAUCACGUCAGACAGACUGCUCAGUAUGGUUUCAGACAGACUGCUCAGUAUCAUGUCACACAGACUGCUCAGUAUGGCUUCAGACAGACUACUCAGUAUCGUGUCAGACAGACUGCUCAGUAUCGUGUCAGACAGACUGCUCAGUAUCGUGUCAGACAGACUGCUUAGUAUCACAUCAGACAGACUGCUCAGUAUGGCUUCAGACAGACUACUCAGUAUCGUGUCAGACAGACUGCUUAGUAUGGCUUCAGACAGACUGCUCAGUAUCGUGUCAGACAGACUGCUCAGUAUGGCUUCAGACAGACUGCUUAGUAUCACCUCAGACUGCUCAGUAUGGCUUCAGACAGACUGCUCAGUAUGGCUUCAGACAGACUGCUCAGUAUGGCUUCAGACAGACUGCUCAGUAUCGUGUCAGACAGACUGCUCAGUAUGGCUUCAGACAGACUGCUCAGUAUGGUUUCAGACAGAUUGCUCAGUAUUGUGUCAGACAGACGGCUCAGUAUCACGUAAAGCCUGAUCUUGCAAUCAUUUUCCUGAUGGCUAAUAAAUGCUUUGAGAAGACAA